UGUCCGAAACUUUAACGGCCGUUAAAUUAAAUGUUAUCAUGCUUUUUUCGGACCAGGCUUGGAAAUGGUAAUAACUUUACUUAAUAAAUAAUCAACUAUUUAAAAAUUUAUUAAUCUGGUAACACAACUAACGAAAUGGAAAAGAAAAAAGUUAAAAAAUGGAAAGAACCAACAUUUUAAAAAUGGAAAGAACCGCCAUUUAAAAAAUGGAUCCAAGCACUAUGAAAUUAUUAUUCCUCCUUAUUGAAGGAGAAAAUAGAAGACGUGGUGCUGGUCACGGUGGUGGUUAUGGUGGUGGUCGCGGAGGUUGGCGUGGUCGUGGCGGUUGGUCUGGUGGACAAGUUGGAUAUGAGGUAAAAAGUUUUAAUCUUAAUGAAUGAAUCAGAUGUGGUACCAACCACAAGAAUAGUGGUACCAUCCACAAUUGGACCCAACACAGCAACAACUGGCCCAGCAACAACCGGCCCAGCAACAACUGGUCCAGCAACAACCGGCCCACCAGCAACCGACCCAGCAACAACUGGCCCAGCAACAACCGGCCCAGUAUCAACUGGCCCAGCAGCAACAAGCACAAUCCAAGGAACAAGGGCCACUCCAGCAACAAGAGCCGCCAGAAUAGCUGCCACAAAAAUAGCAGUUCCAGUUAAUUUUAGUUUUGUUGGGUAAAAUUAGAGAGUAUAAGCAUUGGAACCAUUUAUUAAUAAAAAAUAUUUAUGUGGGUCAAUUAUGAACCGAUAUAAUUUUCUAAAGGGGAGCUUAUAGGGGGAUAGGAUCAAUUUUGAACUGAUCAUCAUACAAUUUGAUAUAGAGAUUAAUGUUCCUAUAAAAAUUGCUUAUGUCAAAUUCCUACGAAACUUGUUUGUGUCGAAUUUGGUUAUUUUGGGGCAUUAAUGAGUGUUAAAGUCAUUUUCCUGAGC
Lucilia cuprina (Australian sheep blowfly) is the source of this 917-nucleotide messenger RNA. RefSeq names its product glycine-rich RNA-binding protein 1-like. The record is from RefSeq and is a predicted model, not a curated record. NCBI's taxonomy places the organism in Eukaryota, Metazoa, Arthropoda, Insecta, Diptera, Calliphoridae. The transcript has 2 exons. Bases 207 to 380 code for a protein of 57 amino acids.